Molecule: messenger RNA, 1929 nt
Organism: Kalmanozyma brasiliensis GHG001
Lineage: Eukaryota; Fungi; Basidiomycota; Ustilaginomycetes; Ustilaginales
Product: Mitochondrial PGP phosphatase
Exons: 2
Coding region: 1-1929 (642 amino acids)
Molecular function (GO): phosphatidylglycerophosphatase activity
Source: RefSeq, a predicted model, not a curated record
AUGGCCAACCUAGCUGGAGUGGCUGCCGUCUUUGCCGUCAUCUUCCGCCCAUCUCUGGUGGUUCCGCACGUCCAGGUCCCCGACAUUCGACACCUCGACUGGGAGGCGCUCCACGCAAACGGUGUACGAUUUCUCGUGUUCGACAAGGACAACUGCCUCACAGCACCGCAUUCCGACGUGCUCGAGCCGUCGAUCACAGAAGCUUGGCAACGAUGUCAGCACGUAUUUGGGCGCGAGAACAUUCUCAUUGUCAGCAACUCGAGCGGCUCCUCAAGCGAUCCUUCCGGGCUCGGAGCCGAGUCGCUGAGUCGAGCGUUGAACGUCCCCGUCCUGUGUCAUAAGGACAAGAAGCCAGCGAAGGGGUGUGCAAGGGAAGCGCUGCAAUACUUCGUGGCGUUGUCUUACGAUCGCGAGACGACCUUGGCUCAGGCACAACACAUGCCGCCCGGAUCCGCGUCGAUCGAAGCCGGGCCCAGCGGAGAGGCCAAAAGGUACUUGAAGGAGAGGCGAAGGGUGCUCAGUAGUCAGGUACCAGAAGACAAGGCAGGAAACGGGAGCAUUCUGUUGGUGGGAGACCGGACCAUGACAGACGUGGUAGUCGCUCAUCGCAUGAACGACGAACUGUAUCGCAGACGGAGGAGACUCGGACUCGACAAGCCGCACUCUACGUCCGACGCACCGAUAUCGGCAUCAGAAAAGAUCCCACCACCGCAGUGCAUCUCUGUGCUAACCACCGGAAUCUGGACGUACGAAGGACGAAUCAAUGCCAUCUUGCGCAAGCUGGAGAUCAAGGUGACUCGAUACCUCAUUCGCAAAGGCUUCCAACCAGGCGCACCUGGCUUAAUAUCCUUGCGCAAGGCUGCCUCUCAUCCACCGACAGACUGGCAGAAGAUCGCUGUAACAUCAUACACUCAGUCCGAGAAGGCAAUCGCAGCGCCGUCAGAAGACAACGUUGCACAGUUCGCAUACACCGGCGACCGUGUUCCGUCAGCAAUCCCCGGUCAGCCAACCCUCGGCGCCAUCCUCAUCGCGACCCUCGUCCGACCAUUACCACCCCGCAUCGCCUCCUUGUUCACUGGAAUCCUCAGCAGCAGACCGAUAAUGUGGAUCUCGACCAACCUGCGCGACGGCUGGAACGUCAUGAUCAAGGGACUCGAAUUCGGUGUCCGCGAAGCAGGCAUUCAAUCCCAAUCGCGGCGCAGUAGGAAGAUCCCGUACGACGCCGCAACACCGGCCGGUCUCACACUGACACGGUCCGGCGCGCAGCUGGACGAGAUGCUCCCGGAGAGCAAAUCAAAACUCAAGGAGGGAGAAGUAUCUGCAUCGCUUGCGUGCUAUAUCGAGUCCCGCGUAUCUGACACCCUUCCAGCGGUCAGCGGUGCUGCAACCCAGCUGCGUAACCGUCUCACCGGCACGGCGUCCUCCCUACCUACCUUUUCAGCGAGGACUUUCCUCAGCCCGUUCUCUCGCGUAUCACCAUCAAAACCUGCACCUCCGACAACGAGCUUCCCCCAACGCACGAUGCACACCUCAGCAAUCCUGCAUCAGCAACCUCCACCCGGUGCCAACGGUCCUCGCCCGCGCGUGCCAACACGCAACUGGAUCGCCGCCUUCGCCGCGCUCGCCAUUGUCCCUGCGAGCUACUACGCCGGCAUGCGCUUGCACGAUCUCAAAGACGCCAAGACGAUUGACCCUGCUCAGUCGCUGCCCCCCACGCCGGCGGCCCCGUCACCCGUACUGCACCAGCACCAAGGUCAGGACGCGGAGAUCAGGCAGUCGGAUGCCAACACAUCGAGGGCGCUGGUCAAGGCGCAUUCGCAGCGCAAGCGAGAACUCGAACUGACACUGUUCCAUCUGGUGCGCGAGCGCGAGGACGUGCUGGACAAGUUGGAGCGCGUGCAUCAACGACGUCUCGAAUCCUCUCCCUAA